AUGCACGUGAAAUCAUUGGCAGAGCACCUACUGGCUUUUCAAGAGCUGCUCGAGCUAACCAAAGAAAAUUUUCUCGUCAGCUUACUUGGAAAGGGGCGCCAAGCCCGGAGAGCAAGCAUGGUCGCGAUGAGUCUCUUGGAGACCCUCGUGGGGAGGCCGCUUGUGUGGACGGUGAAAGGGGUCACCGUCCUGACGGCGGCGGUCACCAGCCCGUUGUGGGUCCCUUUGGUGUUCUUCUCUACGGUGGCGGCCGGAUUCUGCCUCGUGCCGGCCGCGACGCUCGUGGUCUUUGGGUACUUUCUGUGGAAGGCCUACGAGUGGAAGCAGACUCUCGACACCAUUCGCGGCGUCCUUCGCGCGAUCAGGAACGAGCUCUUUCCGCGCCCGGGGCUUCUCCACCCGGAAGACACCGGUCCGCCCAAGGAACCGGUUGACGGGCCCGGAACGGCGGAACCGGAACCGACGCCCCCUCAGGCCAAACCGCCCAAGGUCCUGGCCGAAACGCCGGGCCACGAGGAGGUCACCCGGGCGUAUAUUCGCCCCUAUUCGCCCGUGAAGGAAGCGGUGAAAGAGACGCAGCCGAAGCAGCCGCAGCGGCAGGAAGAGGAGGCGCUCGUCAAGAGGCCGGUUCUAACUGUCCAGGAAAGCAAGACGGCAGCCCCAAAGCACCCGGCGGUGGACAAGAACCAGGUCCUCCAGGACGUCUACUUUCUUGAGGAGUUUGUGGGUGUCAAAGACCCGGGCGCGCCACCCCCCCCGGGAGACAUCGAGCAGCAGAUCAACGAGAUUGCCAAAGUGGUGGUCGGGGCGCCGAUCCCCGUGCAGUGGCCUUCCAACGAGGACGAGAAGUACGUCGUCGCGGCGACGCAGGUGCUGCCCGCGCUGCGCGACUUCAUCGGGGUUUAG
Molecule: messenger RNA, 906 nt
Organism: Klebsormidium nitens
Lineage: Eukaryota; Viridiplantae; Streptophyta; Klebsormidiophyceae; Klebsormidiales; Klebsormidiaceae
Source: the annotation of a GenBank genome assembly